Diachasma alloeum is the source of this 2336-nucleotide messenger RNA. RefSeq lists its product as uncharacterized. The record is from RefSeq and is a predicted model, not a curated record. The transcript has 5 exons. The coding region runs from base 49 to 606 and encodes 185 amino acids. NCBI's taxonomy places the organism in Eukaryota, Metazoa, Arthropoda, Insecta, Hymenoptera, Braconidae.
UCACUGGUGUAAAAACGUGUAUGGAAUUCUGAUUUUCGGGAUUAAAAAAUGGCCACGUCAUCCUUUGCGUAUCUAGUCUUGCCAUUUUUUUGCGCAGUGCCGAUACCGCAGAUUUAUGCAGACACACACUGCCACGAUUACUCACCGCAAGAGUGGUGCUCUACUAAAGCAAUCGCUGAACUUUGUAAGAGUUGUUGUCUGUCGCAAUGCGAUGAUAUUCCAAUAGAAUAUUGGUGUAGCCAGGAAUCCAUCGCUAUGGAAUGUGGGGUGCACCACCUUUGUCCUGAAUUUACGCGUCAUGCGUGGAGAUACCGCCCAGGUUUCUCUCCAGCAAUAUAUGGAUAUAGAUACGAAUCACCACCUGAGAAAGAACCAGUGACUCAGAAAUCCGUUACCGAAGAUUCAACCUCUAAUCCUGUACAAGAGGACAACAUUGAAGAGUCGUCAAGAGCAGAUCAUGAAUUUGCGCUUGGUGAAGUGACUGUUCAUCAUCCUCCAGGAAACUUCAGACGAAUGACGAAUGACGAAUUUGUGUAUGGUGAGGUGAUCUACCAUCCGCCUCCAGGAAGCGAGUCUAGACAAUCUCCGGAAUCAAAUGAUAACUGAAACUGUUGAGUGUAGGGGAGGGAACACGGAAAAAAUAUAUAAUUAUUUUUUGUGGUAGAAACAGUAAUUUUUAAUGUGAGAACGUCGAAUGCAGGACCCGAUCUACCGCACUCGAAAAUUUACUGUUGAACAUAGUCAAAAUAGGGAGUUGGUAUAAUAGAAAGUAGUAACAUAAAAGUAAAAUUUAAUUUGACGUGAGUACAAAUUCGGCUAAAAUGAAUAAAAUUUUCGAGUUUUUCAAUAUGGUCCUCGAUUUGUAUGCUUACACAGUAAUUUUUAAUUUUAUAUUCUUUCCGGGAAGUUUUAAAGAAUCAAAAGCAAGUUAUAGAUUCGACAAAUUUUUCGGUUCACUUAAGAAUAAUGCUUCUUUUUGAGAACAUAAUGUCAUGGAUGCCUGCUAAUCAUGGCAACGAAUAGAGGAAGGAAUUCUACUCCAAAUAAAAAAAACACCAUCCGUUUUACCUCAAUACUUUUCGAGAUAUUGCAAAAAUCAAGUUUGUCAAUUUAAUCGUUUUCAGUUGUACUUCCAAAACUGUUGGAGGAACAGUCGUCGUCUUUUCUUCAAUUUCAGAAAGAAUUAGCUGCUUUUUCGAUACCAUUUGCCGUACCAUUUUCAAUACUAUCCAUUAUGUUAUCAUAUUCUCGAACAGGUAGUAUUAAUCUUAAAUCAAGAGACGAGGUUUUAAAUCAUGAAUCCUUGUCCUGCAUCGCAGAGAUUUUAUUUCCUUUGAGAAAUUGCAGGAUUAUGUCUUAUUCGGUUCUAACAGGAUUUUCUGGAGAAUUAGGGGAAUUUUUGUAAGAAAAUUUCCAUAAACUUUCAUUAACAAAAAAGGUACAAAAAAUUCGGAUUCUCUAUAUGAUUAUCUUAUCGAGAGCCGUACAAGUUGAAUAGAAAUUCUUAAAAUUCUUAAUAAUUAUAUGAAAGUUCUUCAUUGAUGCAUUGCCUACCAAAAAAUCAUUCAAUAUAACCGAACGAUUCCAAAGCACCAAAUUUCAAACAUCCGGUGAAAAAUCGUCGUUGGAGUUGCAUCAUUCAAAUUGAAGAAACAACAAAUCAAGAAUACGGUUAUUGGACAUGAAUACUAAUAUUCAAUAUGUUAAAAUUGGCAUAUGAUUUAUCUUAAUCAUCGAAAACAAUAUUAAUUGUGAAUGAUGGAUUUAAUAAAUCGUGAAGAAUAAAAUUUCGUGAUUUGAUUUCUCAAGAAAGCAUAAAGAAUUAUAUGAGAAAUGAGUUGAACAAUCAGCAUGAAUUUUUACAGUAUGUCCGUCGUUUCAUUUUUAUGACAUUCUAAAAGCGUUUCGACCUUCCUGAUAAUGCACGUGUUAAUAAAUGUAUACCUGAUACUGCACGUGGUAAUAAAUGUUCGACUAUUAAUAUCUUUUAUUUCACAUUGCGAAAUUCCGUCCUACACUAAAAAAAACGUAACUUUUUUAAAGACUUUUUUGGAACAUAGCUUCCAGGGGCUAUUCACAUUCGAAUUGAGUGACACCAAUAUUAUAAAAUGUAAUCGAUUACAUUCCUGAUUACACUGAUCGGUGAUGACAAACUUAAACUUCGGCAGAUCAAAUCAAAUUACUGACAAUGCUUCCCAAGUCAUGUUCGAUUUACAGAAUUAGGCAAACAUUCAGCGUUCCUAACUAUACAGCGCGCCACGCUUAUUGGAUCCAUCAAUAGGAAGGCAUUGAAGCUUCUGUUCCCAAAAACUAAUCGAGGAAUUUCAUAGAACCGA